Durio zibethinus is the source of this 1179-nucleotide messenger RNA. The record is from RefSeq and is a predicted model, not a curated record. NCBI's taxonomy places the organism in Eukaryota, Viridiplantae, Streptophyta, Magnoliopsida, Malvales, Malvaceae.
AUGGCGGUGCAAGCUAAGAGAAAGGCAAAUACCAUCGAUUGUUUGUCCACCAAAAGAAGAAGAACAGUGCUUGAUUCAUCAACAUCAAGCCUUGUUGAUCAAGUUCCUAGUGAUGUCCUGAGGUCUAUGAUCUUCAACAGGCUUACUUUCAUUGAUCUGGUUCAAGCGAAAGCUGUUUGUUCCUCUUGGAACUUGCUUGGAGAAGAGUUUGUUUCCAGGAUGCCCUGGCUGAUGCUUCCUUCGAAGGAAGAAGUUGAAGAAGAAGAUGGUCUUGAUGUUAACAACAAUGGCUACAGUGGGUUAUUGAAUCUUGGAGAAAGUCAGGUUUAUAGCCUGAAAACGAUACCAAAGGAGUUCAGAGAAAGUUGCUGCAUUGGAUCAUCACAUGGGUGGCUAGUUUUCUUGGAGGAAAAGGCUGUGCCGUUUCUGUUCAACCCUUUCAGGCAAGUGAAAAUACAACUUCCUUCAGUUGAUCAUCUGCUAGGUUUACUGAAGAUGGAAAGAAACAUGGAUGGCGAAUACGAACUCCAAUAUUUCAAUGGUUAUGAGGAUGCUAGGUUAAAGCAACAACUACGAGAAUGCUAUAUUCGGAAAGCAAUCCUGACAGGAGAACCUGAUUGCAACAAUAAAAACUAUGGUCUGAUUCUGUUGUGCAAGAGAGGGAAAGAAAUUGCAUAUUAUGAAAGUGGAGGCAAUUACUGGACUGUACUUGACGUUAGCCAUCCACCCUACCAAGAUAUCAUAUUCCAUGAAAACCAUCUCUAUGCAAUGAGCGAGGAUCAUAGUAUUGGAGUAUGGGUUGUUCAAGGUGGUUGUGCGAGGAAAAAGUACAUUGGGGAGUUUGUGGAUUGGGAUGGGACACUGGUUCGUGAAGAAGAUAGGUUAACUGAUUACUGCACACAGCCUAAGAUGGAAUCUUUGGGGGAUCGAGCUUUGUUCUUGGGUGGAAAUCAGUCUGUUUCAGUCUCAGCUCAAUCUUUUUCCAACUGUGAAAGGAACUCAAUUUAUUUCACGGAUGAUUAUUGGGAAAAAAUGGAAGAAGAUUACUUGUAUGGAGGUCAUGACUAUGGCAUAUACAACUUGAAAGAUGAAAGUGUGAAGCCAAUUUAUGAAUUUUCUUCAGACAAGAUUCAGCCACCACCCUGUUGGAUCAUCCCCCAAGCCAUGCUAGAAGCCUAA